This is a messenger RNA of Myxocyprinus asiaticus (Chinese sucker), 3253 nucleotides long. RefSeq names its product proline-rich protein 15-like protein A. The transcript is spliced from 2 exons. The coding region runs from base 1748 to 2071 and encodes 107 amino acids. NCBI's taxonomy places the organism in Eukaryota, Metazoa, Chordata, Actinopteri, Cypriniformes, Catostomidae. The record is from RefSeq and is a predicted model, not a curated record.
CUAUUCUUUUUUUAUACCCACUGUGAUAACCCACCCCAAAAUCAAUAUGCCAACCAGCCCCUCUCUUUUGAUAAAUGAUGUUAGCCAGCUAGCAUAGCUUAUUACAGGCUUAUAAAUCUUAUAUCAAAAUAUAGCUGAUAGCCAUCACUAUUAACUAAAAUUAAUAUAUAUAUAUAUAUAUAAAAUCUUGGUAUUAUUUCUUUAUUUCUCGACAUACAUAGAUGUCUUCACAAUAACAGAUUUAAACAUUCAGAUGCCCUGAAGAAUCAAUCAGUGUAGGCCCAGAAACAGCAUAUUUAGAUUUUAGACACUUUUGUGGAAAUAAUUUCAAAAUUACUAGAAAUUAACUUUGUGCCAACCAAGCCUUGUAGCCAGCCAACCUCCUCUAUAUGUAUAUUGACAUUAAAUAUUCUAAUGUUAAGCUUCUAAAGCAGCUUUACAAAGAAUAUUGUCUAACAAACCCCAAUGAGAAAGACAGUGGCAAGAAAAAAACCGUUUAAGGAGAUGAGGAUGAAACCUUACACAAGACCAAUAAAACAUUACAUCUGCAUAUCCACAAUGAAUACAAAUGUCUAUACCAUAUACAGGCAUUAAUUAAUAUAUCACAUUAACUAUAUGCAAAUAUUUUUUCUUGAAUUACAUUUUCACGUUUUCUUUUUGAGAGCUUAUCCAUGUCAAUCUGGAAAAUUAGGAUUUCAAUUUAAAAUACUAUCCAUUUCUAAUAAAAAAUUUUUAUAAAAAUGAAAUCAUUGGACCAAGAAUACAUCUUAAAGUAUUAAAGGGAUAGUUCACCAAAAAAUGAAAGUUUUCUCAUCAUUUACUCACCCACAUGCCAUCCCAGUUGUGUGUGACUUUCUUUCUUCUGCUGAACACAAAUACAAAUUUUUAGAAGAAUAUUUCAACUCUGUAGGUCCAUUCAAUGCAAGUGAAUGGUGGCCAGAAAGGACAUAAAGGCAGCAUAAAAGUAACCCAUAAGAUUCCAGUGGUUACAUUCAUAUAUUCAGAAGUGAUAUGAUAAGUGUGGUUCAGAAACAGAUCAAUAUUUAAGUCUAUUUUUACUUUAAAUCUCCACUUUCACUUUCACUUUCUUCUUUUGUUUUUGGCAGUUCUCAUUCUUUGUGCAUAUCCCUUUAAAGAUUCAGUAAUUAAAAAAAGAAACAAUAAAGCAAAGGAAUUCUACAAAGUCUGAAUCAACAAGUUGAUACAACACCACCCCAAGCAACAAACCCUCCUGAUUAUAGAAUAUCAGAUUCCAAACAGCCAUGAACAUUUACAGUAUGUCCACCUACACAUUAGACAGAAAUGUAAUAUCAAAAGCUAACCAAGUCAUUAAUCCUCUACACCCAAUCCAGGUAUAUAUUUGCUUUUGUUCUAUUGUUUUGAUGUCGCCAUUGCUCUGUUUAUUCAAGCACCAGAGGAAGGAGUGGCCCAAUUGUGUGUGUGAGAGAGAGUGUGUGGCUCCAGAAGGGAGGAGUCAUGCACCUGUGAAUCUCCACCUGGCUGCCAGAAAGAGCGAGAUAACCAAGCCGGAGAGGAGGCAAAAGAGAAAAGAAAGAGAGAAGCAAAUUAAAUUCAAGAGAAAUCAGUUUCAGGGCUCCAAUAGGGCGAUGACCACACCUGCUGGACUCAACUGUACAAAGAACUGAAAUACUGAACAGUGGGAUAGUGAACUCUGGAAGGCAGAUAACAACGUCUCAACGGACAUACAUUCACCUGCACAGAGCUGUCAAAGUGUGUUUAAGUCUCAAUGGCAACUGCAGAACCUGCACCUGCCUGGUGGAAACUGACCUUCCUGCGUAAGAAGAAAUCAGAGCCAAAGGUGUUGUAUGAAAUCCCCGGAGAGCACAGCAGCAACACCGGGGAGGCACCAGACACAGCUGCGGACAGCCAGUUUAACACCCGCCUGGAACGCAUUGUGGACAAAACAGCAACAAAGGGACGCCAUGUGAAAGUCUCCAAUUCAGGCCGAUUUAAAGAAAAGAAGAGGAUUCGUUCGACGCUAGCAGAAAACCCUGAGCUAUUCCCUGAAAAAGAACCUACUACUAAUGAGAAUAAUAAAACCGGAAAGUAGAGUCACUGUGUAAACAUAUUAGCAUGUGGGUAAAGCAGUUGAGAGGGCCUCGGUCUAUGCAGCACUCUUCCAUUGACGACCUCCACAGUUUACAGUCACCUGAGGCUGAGCUGCCUGAAGAGAGAAAAGGAACACUAAAUUAGUGAAUGAUCUAUUCAGAUUUUUGGGAACAAAGAGAGCUACAAGCCUAAUGAUCAGGUUUCUGCACAGUAGGACUGCAACCUAAUGUUUUUUGUUCAAAUCACUGUGGUUGAAGUGUCGACAUUUAACCUCACCGAAAGGGAACCAAAUGAAUCAAUACCAGAACAAGAUAUUAACAGUAAUGACAGUGACUUGAUUAUUUUAGCAUCUUUUCUUAUAUUUUAUGUGGUGCAAAGUACAAUAGCAGCUACAGCACUUUUGAUCUAGAAGAUUGAAGAAUUUAUUCAGGAAUAUUAUCAGAAAUAAGAGUAUGUUACUAUAUCAAAAUACCAUAUGGACUGUUAUUCUAAUCAUUACUGUAAAUCUAUAGAUAUUCUCUUUGAAUCCCAGUACAUGCAAUUAGCCUGUUUGUGUCAUGACAAUCUGGAAUAACAGUUGCUACAUGUUAUAUGGCUUCCAAACCACCUGCUAGACCAAAAUGUCAUUUGUUUUGAAUAAAUGUGCCUGUUGCAAUUAUAAACUAUUCUACGUCUGUGGUUCUACACUCAAAACAAUUUUCUUUUAAGAUUUACACAUUUCACUUUGAUUACAAAAUUCAAUCAAAUUGAACUGAGUAAUCUUUAAUAUAUAUAUAUAUAUAUAUAUAUUUCAAAAACUAAUUAUUUUAAGUUUUGUUAACUUAAUUUUGUUACGUUACACAAUUCAGUUUCAUGGAAUUUUGUCAUGAAAUUGAAAUGUGUAAAUCUUAAAAUAGGCUUAAGUAUUUUUGAGAGUAUGUGUAUAGGUAUAAAUUAUUAUCUCUGGUUUUAAAGGUUGAUAUUUAUUGUAAAGAGAGUUUAUAAAAUUGUAUCUAAACAUGGUGGGGUUUUCUGUUUUAAUUAUUGUGCUUUUUUAUGUUUAAAGAAUUGUCAAAUGUUUGCACAAUGACUAAUUUAAAUUAGUUGUUUGCUUGACUUGCAUUUUAAACUGAAUUUUGCAUAAAUUUACAUUUGUGGUUUUUAAAUAUGCCUGUAUAGAAAAUAAAUAAAUGCAUUAAUUAAC